AUGGAUUGGAAAUGUAAGCUUGUUACAGAUCACUUUCUCUCUCGAAACCCUCAACCCAAUUCAGGCUCACUCCAACUUGUCGAGGCUCACCGCAACACGCAUGUUCGUGGGCUUAACUUGCAACUUACUGAAGCACUUGAUGCGUUGGAAACGGAGAAGAAAAAAGGCGAAGAGCUUAACAAGAUGAGGAAAGAUAGCCGAGACAAGUGUUGGUGGGAAGCACUGGUUAGUGAGCUUAGACUUCAACAACUCGAGCAAUUGAAUGUGGCAAUAGAGGAUCUAAAGAAGAAUGUUGUGAAGCAAGGCGAGAAGAUUCAGAUGGAGGAAUAA
This is a messenger RNA of Camellia sinensis, 330 nucleotides long. The record is from RefSeq and is a predicted model, not a curated record. NCBI's taxonomy places the organism in Eukaryota, Viridiplantae, Streptophyta, Magnoliopsida, Ericales, Theaceae.